Liolophura sinensis is the source of this 4467-nucleotide messenger RNA. RefSeq names its product Fanconi anemia group I protein-like. Gene Ontology annotation, biological process: DNA repair. The transcript is spliced from 33 exons. Bases 168 to 4256 code for a protein of 1362 amino acids. NCBI's taxonomy places the organism in Eukaryota, Metazoa, Mollusca, Polyplacophora, Chitonida, Chitonidae. The record is from RefSeq and is a predicted model, not a curated record. Gene Ontology annotation, molecular function: DNA polymerase binding.
CUAUGAUGUCCGCAGGUCAAUUUAGGUUUAGCGCUUGAUACAAGAUAUUUUUAGGGAAACAGGUGAUUUAUGGAACUACGAUUUGACGGGCUGUUUAAGUUUGAAGAAGCACUUUCCGUCUUGCCAAGGGUCAGGAGCAUUGUGAGAUUGAAUGAAUUGCAUACAAGAUGGACACCACCAUUUUGAAGUUAGCUCAGACAGAGCAAUGGGAAAACCUUAAAGAGAAAUUAGACAGCAUAGAGAACAGUGAGUUUGAUGAGUUGAUAGAUGAACGGCUUUUAAGAGGCAGAGAUGACCCUUUAGCAUUGCUGAGGGCUAUUUUUAACGGCUCACCUGGUGGCGACCGUGCCUCGCUGGAUCGCAGGCUUCACAUUUUUUUCCACUGUAUUGACAUCUUGCAGAAGAAUGACCUAGACACUAAAACUGCCUCCAGGCUGGUUGGGCUGUUGAUGCUGGAGACUGAUAGUUUUACUGCAUUUAGCUUGGCUCAGCUGGCUUCAAAGUUUGUGGAUUCUGUGAAAAAUGGAACUAUGAAAGGUGGCAAAGCUCUAGAGUUAUUCCCCAAGAUCCUGGCAGCUCUCUCUUCCCAGGAACGAGUAAGGUAUGGAAAUGCAACAAUGAAAGGAGAGGAGUACAAAAGUCACAUCAUCAACAGUCUCUGCGGGGGAAAAUGGAGUAGUGAAAGUGUGGUACACUUGGCUGCAAUGUUUAAAGAUGUGCCUUUAACAUCCGAUGAACUCAAAUUUGUCAUCGAAAAAAUAAUGAGAGCUUUCACAGACCUUGAUAUCCAAGAUUUACCUGCCCUUGUCUACCAACUGCUUCUUUUGGCCAACAAGGGUCACAAGAGUCUGGUACUGGAAGGUGUCACAGGUUUCUUUGUUGAUCAGGACAAGGCCAUUCAGUCUCAAGACCAAGCUAAUAGUGAAGAUGACCUGAUGGAGACUAACUUCAGUCCUGAUACACUACGCCACACUGAGGGCACCAUUAUCAUUCACAUCAUGUAUGCCAUUAAACAGGAUCAGGACUUGGGAAGAGAGUUUGUCAAGUACCUAAAAAGUUGUCAACAAAGUUGUCCAACCAAAGUCCUGGCACCAUUUAUCCUGGCCUUAGCUUUAUCAGUGGCUACAAUACACAUAUUUGAAGAUCAGGUAUUUGAUUUUCUCAAAGCUACAAUAUUAAAAAGUUUCAAAAAUGUGGAGAGACAGAAGCAGUCCAAGUGGGUGCGAGAUGUGGUGACAGAAAGCUGUGAUGUCCAGGACCUGGUGAUAGAGACUGUUCAGAACAGUAAGUAUGGUUGGGACUAUGUGACACAGGGCCUGGUCCAGCUAGGUUUUCUCCUCAUGGACUCUUUUGGGCCUAAGGCAGCAUUCGGUCGUGUUGAGAGCUCCGCCCUGCCUGCCACAGGGCCUGCCCACUCCGCCUGUCAGCUGGGGGCGAAGGUAUUGCAAAAUACCUUUAGGGUCCACGGACUGGUGAGGAGUGAAAUUUUGGAUCGGAUUUUUAACCAGAUAAUCACAAAGGCUAAAUCACCAGUCACACACUACCUGGAUUUGUUAAGUAAGAUAAUUCAGCCUGCACCCCAGAUACUGAUGGACUGUGUUCCCAAGGUUCGUGAGACACUAGACUACCUGACUUACCUCCCCUGCUGCUCAGCUGAGGGCUUGCUUCAGGCUCUCCAACCUCUCUUAAAGCUGAGCAUGACGUUGAAGGAUGCUCUGAUUCUAGUGCUGAGAAAGGCCAUGUUUUCAAGGGAGUUGAAUGCCAGGAAAAUUGGUGUGACAGGUUUCCUGAUGCUAUUAAAACAUUUCCGUGUGUUGGGAGGUCUUCCCUUGAGUCAACUGUCCAGCAGCCAGGACACUGGGUCUUCCUCUAGUCAGGUGAUGGUUGAUGUUCACUCACACCGCAGUUCAGCCGGGAAUGAGGCCUUGUGCCUGGAGAUUCUGGGCAAUCUCAGGCGGUGUUUUACACAGCAAGCGGACGUCAGACCCUUACUCUAUCAGGGCCUUUAUGGAGUGUUAUGCAGGAAUACACAAUUGCAUGAGACAAUACUGGACAUGUUGUUGGGACAGUUGAUGAAAUACUACGAUGAGGAUUCCGAGAUCCUACCUCCUGUUAAACUUGCACCCUGUGUAGCUGCCCAGCCUGACCAGGUGUACCUGUCUGAACCUCUUGCUCAUCUGAUUGGCUGUGUUUCCCUGUGCUUACUAAAAUGUUCAACGAUUGGUCCAGAUGCCUCGGGUGACCAUGAUGAUGAUGCAUCCAGUCAGAGCCAGGAGGAGUUAGAAAACAUCAUGACUUCACUCACUGACAGGAUGAUUAAGAGUGAACUGGAUGAUUUUGAGCUGGACAAAUCAGCUGACUUUAGUGUGUCAAACAGCAUUGGGAAGAAGAACAGCAUGUUUGCCGUUCUGGUCAUGGGUAUCUAUGAGACUUUAAUGGAGUAUAACUUCAUGAAGGGACGAUAUAGCCGUGAGAGCUGUGAGACGGUUCUGAGUUUGUUUGAAAACUACGAUAAGCUGAAUAUCAUCUUAAAGGAGAAGGCCUCGGCAGCAGGGAGUAAGAAAGGGGGUGGGGGCGGAGCAAAUAAACCCCCACAGAACCUCAUUACUCUAAACUGCUUACAGACUCUGCUGAAGUCUUUGUACAGUGACCAGAUACCAGAUCACCAGGCUGGGGUUCGGGUUCUCCAAGAGCAUACAGAUUUCUGUCAGUAUGUGAUGACCUCCAUUCUCCACAUGUUGCAGCAGAUACAACACACAGGCUCUACCAAGGGAUUGGAGGACACAGAUAAGAACAAACAGUUUACCUCUGUUUGUCAUAUUGGCAGAGAUUUGCUCAAAUAUUAUCUAGAGCACCACAAAGCCAAGAAGAAGGAACGUGGUACAGGAAUGGUUGCGGCCAGUCUAGAGGGCAUAGGGCUUGUGUUACAGAUCAUCAGUACUCAGUACAGCAGUAAACUCAGCCAGGCUCUUCAGAUCAUUGACUCCUCCACAUCAGAUACACUAAACAAAGAGUUAGAAGAUCAGGUGUCCAGUCUGAUUAAAUGUUUGCAGGGAGUUGUGAUGACCUUUCUCACCUCAAGUACAGGUGAUAGUCUCCUCAAAGAUGUGUCCUCCCUCUUGUCUGUCAUUGGCUGUCUGUAUAAGAUGCUGCCCCCUGGUGGAGACCAGUACAAGCAGGUGUAUGACUGGGUUCACAGGCUGUGCGUGGAUCAGGAGAUAGAUAACUUGUCUGCGUGUAAGCUGCUGUUUACUCACCUUCUAGCCUUGAGUAAACAGGUCAAGAGCUGUCUGCCCCUGAUGAGGGAUCUGGCUCAAGAUAUUCACACACAUUUAGGAGAUAUUGACCCGGAGGUGGAUGUAGAGGAUCGGACACACUUCUCCCUGGUCACUCCACGAUCUGCUGCACCCACCCUUGUCCUCUUACUGCUACAGCAGGUGGAGGAGGAGCUGGACCACACAGAGUGGGUGAUAGGACGCAUCAGAGCGGACUACAGGUCCUCUCCAGCAGGAGAUGAGUUGCCAGGCCCAACCCAGACAGAACACCACGAGAAGUCUGUUUGUACCAGGCUCGGGAGCCUGUUGACAGUGUUCCAUGAGCUCAUCCAGUCAGCCAUCCCCAUGGGGCUCUGUGUGGAUAACACCCUCAAGCAGGUCACCAGGCUGUACAAUGCCAUGUCAGCCUUCACCAAGUUUUAUGCCAUGCUGUACACCAGGAAAGCUGGUCACAUGACGGGAAAGUUUGAGAAAUUGGUGAAGUUAUCAGGGACCCAUCUGACACAGCAGGUGUAUGCUUAUAUAACACACAUACAGACUAAAACCAUUGAACAUCAGCAAGAGAAAGCAGACAAGGGGAGGAAGGACAAGAGGAAGUCAACAGCAGCAUCUCUCUCCAGCAAGUCUAAGGCUCAAAAGGAGGCCAGAUAUGUGCCAAACUUGAUAUUUGCCAUUGAGCGAUAUGAGCACUACCUUAUACUGCUCACCAAGAAAUCCAAGAUGAACCUGAUGGAACACAUCAAGCGUAGUACAGCCCGAGACUUCAGGUUGAAUGUUGCUGCUCUGGACCAGGCAUUAGAGCCCUCUAGUGAUGAGGAAGAGAGUGAGGAAGAGGAGGUUACAACACAACCCCAGCAGGAUGAAGCUAGUGACGAGGAAAACCAAGAUCCGGUUCCAGAAGCAGAGCCAGAACCCCCUGCAAAAAAGAAACGGCCGCUAGGAAAGUCCAGCACUGCCAAGGGCAAAGGAAAAGCAAAGUAAAACAUUUUGUAAACGUGUUGACCAAGCCUCAUUUGUUUACACAUGAACACUCUUGAUGGCUUGGCACUGUAACAGGAGGCAACUGUGUUGCUGUCCCAGUUGGCCUGCCCAAGUUCGUAAGUUAGGAUUGCAAUUGGCGGUGCAGUAGUCGUAUGGACUCUACAGAGUACAGCUAAGCAAAGGGACUACAGAAUUAAAACGCAAACCAUAA